AUGCCUUACCUCGUCCACACGGCUCACGCGCAGCUCGUGGCUCUGUGGCUCGGGACGGUGGGCUGGACGCUCGUGAUCGUGACCGUCGGGCUGGUGGAGUGGAGGGUUUGGGAAGUGUCCGAUCUGUCGUUCAUCACCUCCGGACUGGCAUGGGUUGGUAUUUGGAGAGUGUGUUUUUAUAGCCACGCUCUGAUUUUAUCUGACAAUCAGAUCAUGUUCUGUCAGCGGAUCCGUUUGUCGGAGUCGUUCACGCCACCGGAAAUCGCGGCGGCGCAGGUGCUGAUGCUCGUGGCUCUGUUUCUGGGCCUCGCAGGAAACGCCAGCGUCAUUUACGGCCUCAGGAACGUUUACUUCGGAUUAAACAAGAUCAGAUCAGCAUUUGCUUCUGGUGGGGUUUUGCUCAUUCUUACCGGAGCUUCUUCGCUCGUUCCUGUGUGCUGGAAUCUCCGUUCUGUUGUGAACAAUCAGACUAUAUCGUUCCCGGCGGAGUUUCGCAUGCCAUCCGCUCCGACUAUAUCGUUCCCGGCGGAGUUUCGCAUGCCAUCCGCUCCGGUGAACCAGUCCAUCGGACCCGGCAUCAUCGUGGGGAUUUUUGCAUCAGUCCUGCUGGUCUUUAGCGGGCUGGUCUUUCUGUCCUACAGGGCCCCGGUCAUGUUGGAGCCCAAAGUGAGGCUGUCCUGGCCCGGAGAAGGUCCCUCGGGGACCCAUGUGAACCAUCAGGGAAUUGACAAUCCAGCUUUCCAAAGUUGA
Molecule: messenger RNA, 750 nt
Organism: Sinocyclocheilus anshuiensis
Lineage: Eukaryota; Metazoa; Chordata; Actinopteri; Cypriniformes; Cyprinidae
Product: claudin-34-like
Exons: 2
Coding region: 1-750 (249 amino acids)
Cellular component (GO): bicellular tight junction; membrane
Molecular function (GO): structural molecule activity
Source: RefSeq, a predicted model, not a curated record